CUCAAACAAACAACGAUGGCAGUUGCAACCUCAUUAUCUCUCUCAAAACACAUUCUUCCUAAACAAAAACAAACCCAAUUCACCUUAUCAACUAAAGCUCCAAACUUUCUCUUCUUUUCAAGAAAAAGAUCCCAAUUUCCAGCACCCAUUAUCACUAUUCCAUCUCAGAACUUAAAAUAUAAUGCUGCCAUUGUUUUGGGUGUCACUGGACUUGCUUUUACAGUGCUAAAUGUGGGACCUGCCUCUGGUUCUGAGUUAGCUUUAAUGGGUUCUUCAUUCCAAUUUAAUGAACCCUCAAAUGCUCUCUCAUUACACACUUGGGCUAGUCAUGUUUCUAGUGUUGUUGAAUGGGUAACUGCUAUGGCUCUGGUUUGGCAAUACGGUGAGAAGUCAGGUUAUGAAUCUUGGAAGGGACUCUCCUGGGCUAUGGUGCCCCUGCUUGGAGGAGCACUCUGCGCCUGCACUUGGCAUUUCUUUUAUAAUUCGGAGUCUCUUGAGGUAGUAGUGGCUGACAUUUAACCAUAUAUUAUAACAGGACACCUGCCUUAUUUUCCAAGUAAGCAGUUCAAUUUAUUACGUGGAAUUACUUGUUGUUAUCUUUUAAGUAACAAUCUGAUGUGUAAAAUAUCUUUUACACUGUAUUAAACUCUCUAUAAACAAAGUGGUUUACAAAGAUCAUAAGCAGCAUACAGAGGCGGAGCCAGGAUUUGAAGCUUUUGGAUUCGGGAUUCUAGUUCUUUUAAGUUACUGCGUUCUAAAAUAAUAAUUUGUACAUAUUCCAUGAAUUUCACAAGACAAAUAUAGAGUUUGCCCAAAAGCAAUUGGGUUCGGCCGAACCCGUAAGUAGAGGGCUAACUAGAUCUGCCCCUGGCAGCAUAUAUAGUUUGAUUGGGACAUAUAGUAGACACAUGGUAAAUAUUAUUUC
Molecule: messenger RNA, 925 nt
Organism: Nicotiana attenuata
Lineage: Eukaryota; Viridiplantae; Streptophyta; Magnoliopsida; Solanales; Solanaceae
Exons: 4
Coding region: 16-519 (167 amino acids)
Source: RefSeq, a predicted model, not a curated record